AUGUCCCUCUGGCACUCCUACCGCAGCCUCUCCCCACGAACACGUUUAAUCAUCGGCGGCGGCAUCAUAGCCUACGCAACCGCCGGCCUCUUCCUCUCCGACAAAGCCGAAAGCUUCUUUGGAUUCACACCAAGCGAACAAGACAAGCAAGCGCUGAAAGACGCCGUGCCGAGAGUGCAGUUUGUUGAGAAAGAGCGGUGA
Molecule: messenger RNA, 201 nt
Organism: Pseudocercospora fijiensis CIRAD86
Lineage: Eukaryota; Fungi; Ascomycota; Dothideomycetes; Mycosphaerellales; Mycosphaerellaceae
Exons: 1
Coding region: 1-201 (66 amino acids)
Source: RefSeq, a predicted model, not a curated record